GAAACACAACAAGUCAGAUACACAAUUUCAGUCUGUCUCAGGGAGCCAUGGAUAUCAAGUAUCUCCAAGAGCGGUACCAGAAAGGCAAAGUCUUUGUGACAGAUUUCAUGAACAAGGCACAUAGGUGUCCAGGCCUUCCACUAUCACAAGCCCACGCGGACCUUCUUCAGCACCAAAGAGAUGCAGAGAGAAACGACAGGUUGACCAUCAUGGUGCUGGAUGCGUCACUUUGGCCACGGCGCCCUUUGCAUUUGGACGAGGCAAUAGAGGUUGCGAAAACAAUCAGCAACGGCGAUGCGGCCGCUGUGUUGUUUGUAUUGCUUCCCCUCGCCCACGGUUCGACUGACAAAGAGACGGUGAUGAAGAACAAACGAAUCCUAGAGGAUAAGGUGCUGUCGGUCCUAGAGUUUCAGGAGGUGACACUCACGUUCAGCGAUUCCCAGCACGCGGGCGACAGACGUCGUCGCAGUCAGAGUUGCCUUUUGGCGGUGAGCCCAAUACACAAGAACUUUGCGUUCAUCAAGAGCAAAGCCUAUUUGGGCACCAUUGGCCCUGUCGCAAGGGCGAGAGUCAUGGAUUUAUGGACUGACGACGACGCCCGUGUGUGUUCCCCUCCUGGUCGGGCGCAGCAGCGAGGAGCAGAGGCAACAAAGCAAGUGCUGCAGGGUUUGGUCGAUGGGCUGGAGCGAGACCACGCCAACGCUUCGGUGUAUGUUGUCGACCUCAUGCCAUCACGGUAUGGGGAAUGGAGCCGCGCCGUUUGGUCCAUGCAGCUUGAGAAGCUCAAGGGCACGGCCCAGAGCGACUUUGACUGGCACUUUGUGGGUUACAUGACCCCAGAGGAUGGCGGCAGCGACGACUGGACGUCAUACAUUGGAAGCCAGAUUCAUCAGGACUAUUGGGACACAUGUGAUGACGCUGGACCGCCCACUCGCCCUCAAGCUGCCUUUACUGGAACACCGCCGACCAUGGAGCUCUGCACGAUUGGAGAGAACAAUGCGGUUGUGUUGCCGGAUGCUAUGCUUGCUGGCCUUGCGAGCAGUGGCGAAUCACUCUUGGCCAAGGUGAAGGCGUUCAACCACUCGCAUGACACUGCCAUCCUUACCAAUUUCCGCUCGCCAAGUUCAACGCCACAGACCCCAUCUCGGCCGGGACGGGGUGUGGCCCGCACCAUGGCGCAGCCAGUGUUUGACUCACCCAACGCUCCGAUGAAUCUAUCGCAGAUGGGAGUCCCGGUUCAGCUUUUGCCACUGGAGGACUUCCACAGUACCAUUGAGUUGGUGUCUCAUUGCGGUCAUCCUGUCCACAACCAGCUGCGCGUGUGCAUCGCCAAAGACCUCACCAUCUGGCUGUUGAAUGAGGGUGAUGCCCCUUUGGAAGUGGAGAGUGGAGAACUCUUCGGGUACAACAUUGGUUCUUCCACAGAGAAGGGCAUAGGAGUGGCCCGAACCAGUGUGAGAGAUGCCAUACCAUUCAUUGUGGAGGCAGACCAUACCAUGAUGGCAUUUGUUGACAGCGACGGCAAGAAGACAGGCCUAUGUUUUGCUCAAAUUGCAUGCAGGGCGGCCCAAAAAAGUGGGACGACUGAGUUGGUGCUAUGCGACCAUGAUCUUACCCAGCAGGUUGAUACCGAAGGCAACGUCAAGCCGUUCCGCUACACAGUGGCGCCCAAGGCCAAGGUCAAUGUUUUUGACCCGAAGCCCCUGGAGUCUGGAUUGGACCCGAUGGCGGCUCGGUAUUCUCAGAUGGGCGCUCAUUUCAUCGGCAAGUUCCACCAGUUGAGUUGCGCGCCAACCGCUUUGUGCAAGAUGCUUUGGGAG
This is a messenger RNA of Durusdinium trenchii, 1820 nucleotides long. Lineage: Eukaryota; Dinophyceae; Suessiales; Symbiodiniaceae. The record is from the annotation of a GenBank genome assembly.